Molecule: messenger RNA, 639 nt
Organism: Lepidothrix coronata (blue-crowned manakin)
Lineage: Eukaryota; Metazoa; Chordata; Aves; Passeriformes; Pipridae
Product: serum amyloid P-component-like
Exons: 1
Biological process (GO): innate immune response
Molecular function (GO): complement component C1q complex binding
Source: RefSeq, a predicted model, not a curated record
UCCUUCCCCCUCCCAGACCUCUCCAGGAAGGUCUUCGUGUUCCGCAACGACCCCAGCGACGCCUUCGUGGUGCUGCGGGCGAGGCCGGAGCGGCCCCUGCACAACUUCACCGUCUGCCUGCGCUCCUACAGCCACCUCCAGCGGCCCCAGGGCCUCUUCUCCUACGCCACCAAGGCCCAGGACAACGAGAUCCUGCUCUUCAAGCCCAAGCCCGAGGAGUUCCGGCUCUACGUGGGCGGCAAACACGUCGCCUUCCACGUGCCCGGCGCCGGGCACCGGGACUGGCAGCACGUCUGCGCCGGCUGGGAGUCGGCCACGGGCAUCGCCCAGUUCUGGCUCGACGGCAAGCCCUGGCCCAGGAAGGGGCUGCAGAAGGGCUACACGGUGGGGGGCACGGCCUCCAUCCUGCUGGGGCAGGAGCAGGACGGGUUCGGGGGCGGUUUCGACCCCUACAACUCGUUCUGCGGGGAGAUGGGGGACGUCUACAUGUGGGACGCGCUGCUGCCGGCGGAGAAGGUGCGGGCGGCGAACCUGGGGCUGCGCCUGCCCCCCGCCCUGCUGGCCUGGCACGGCCUCGCCUACGAGCUCAGGGGGGACGUGGUGGUGGCGGCGCGGCUGAGGGAGGGCUUCAGGGGCUGA